CAUUGUCGCGGAAAGCAGGGAGUUUGCCGCGCAAACGCCUUUCCCACGGUUUACUUGCGUAAUUAACCAGCGUGCUAUUAAUCAAGGUCGUGUUUUCAGUAUUCUUACUAUUUCUUUUGUCUCGUAAUAGAUCUACAUAGGUUUAAUCGUUAACACAUUUAUUGUUGGUAAUAUCUUUUGUAUUUGCCGCUUGGUUAAUUGACUUGGAACAUUUACACAUAUCUUUUGUAAUCAUAUUUUCUAAAGGGACCGAUAACUAAAAACUAAUUGCUUAUGGUUUAAUGUAGUCAGUGUGUGUUUGAAAUGAGCGUGUAAUGUAUACCACAUAUUUUUACUAAUAAAAUGAUAAAAUACAAAAUGUUGUAUUGAUUGUUGAUUGCCUUACUGCAACACACUUAGUUGAUUUGUUCGGACUGUUACGAUACAGUGGAGGCACCGCCCGGAUAGUGUGUUGGAGUAAGUUUUGUUUGUGGAAAAUAUGUCGGUGAUAGAUAGGAGAAAGAACGUUCGAUUGGCGCAUAGAGAAUUUGCAUUGCAAAUCAUAGAGGACGGUAAUGGAAACGACGUGAGUGAAACAGAUUUAAGAAUGAUUCAGUCACAGCUGAAGGAAAAGCAGAAGAAGCUUGAUAAAUUGGACGACGAGAUAUUGGGGUUAAUAAGUGAGGAAGGAGAAGCCGAUGAUUGUGUAAAGGAAGGCAAAGAAGCGGGACAGUUUAGAUCAAAAGUUCAGGCUGCUAUAAUACAAAUCCAAGGUCGAUUGGAUGAUAAGUUACAACGCAGUGGUUCCAUUGACAGUCUAAGUUCUACAGCCACUUUGAAUACUAGAAAGGUACGGGCAAGGUUACCUAAAUUGGAGAUGCGAAAAUUCAGCGGUAAACCGUAUGAUUGGCAGGAGUUUUGGGACGCAUUUCGCUCGUCAGUUCACGAAAAUGAGGAACUUUGUCAAGUGGACAAAUUUACGUAUUUACGCUAUCUGUUAGACGAGCCUGUGAAAAAGGUUAUUGCUGGGUUUUCCUUAACUGAAGCUAAUUAUGAAGCGGCAGUAGAUUUAUUGAAACAAAGGUUCGCAAAGCCAGUAGUGAUAAAAAGAUCGCAUAUCAAUGAGCUAAUGAAUUUGCAACCUGUUUAUAAAGAGCGCGAUUUGGAUCGUCUUAGACAUUUCUACGAUAUGGCUGAGACACAUUUUCGAGGGCUGCACUCUAUGAUGAUAGAUGAGACCACGUAUUCUUGUGUUGUCGUUCCAUUGCUGCUCGACAAAUUGCCAGAAGCGGUUCGAUUGAGUAUGUUGCGAGCGGUGAAGGGCUCUGAAGAUUUACCCAUUUCGUCUUUUUUGGAAGUGUUGAGAAACGAGCUUGAAGUACGAGAGUCGCACGUUUCAAUCUUGAAGCCAAACCUUGCUGGUUCGUCUGGAAUGCAGUCAAUGAUUGCUAGUGGAAAAGGCAAAGAUUGGGUGAGAACAUCGAGUGCCUUGCACAGCGUUGCAAAGGACCAUCGAUGCGCCUUUUGUUUAAAAUUUCAUGAAGAAAUUGAUUGUCAGAAUGUAAAGGACUUUAGUGAACGUAAAAAUAUUGUGAAAAAAUAUGGUCGUUGCUUUCUUUGUUUAGCAAAGGGUCAUUUAUCCUUCAAAUGUAGAAACAAUAUUUCAUGCAAUAUUUGUAAGGGUAGACACCAUAGUGCCUUAUGUGAACAAGGUAAUGCUAAUUCUACUGCGUGUAAGGAUGUCGGAAAGGCGAACACGAAUACUUGCGUAGAGAGUGUUGAAUGUGGGGGGAGGGUAGCUCUCCAAACCGCGCAAGGUUAUGUUAAUGGAACGAGGAAAGUGAAAGUGCGAGUACUUUUUGAUGGGGGAAGUCACAGGUCCUUUGUUACCUCCAAUGUUGUGAACAAAGCAGGCAUUUUUCCUUCUCGUAAGGAGAAUUUGCGUAUAUGUAGAUUUGGUGAGACUAAUGUAGAUGUUUCUGCAAAGGACAUUGUUCAAAUCACUUUGUCGUCUGUAGAUAAGAAGUAUAACAUCCCAUUUGAAGCUUGUGUUGUAGAUUCCAUCUCACAGCUGGAAAACCAACAUUUAGAGAUCGUAAAGAAGGAUUUUGCUCAUCUGAAGGACAUUUGGUUUUCAGACGUUGAUUCGAAAGAAGAGCAACUAAGCAUACAAAUUCUGAUCGGUGCAGAUUACAUGUGGCGGUUUAUGGAGGACGAAACGAGAAAAGGAGGUGUGAACGAGCCGGUCGCCGUACGAACAAAGUUGGGUUGGGUUCUUUCAGGACCAGUUAAAGGUGAGAUCGUUGAUGUUACUUCUGUCAGCAAUGUCAAUAUCAAUUUUGUAUCGGAUAAGGAAACUAAUGUGUUUAAUGAUAAGGCCAGUUUACAGGAUCAGAUCCACAAACUAUGGGAUUUAGAUUCUGUCGGAGUACGGCCUACAACUGAUGUUCAUGAAGAUAUUGUGGAUAAUAUCGAAUUUACAGGCGAGCGUUACUCGACUAAAUUGCCAUGGAAGGAAGCCCAUAAACCCCUUCCAACUAAUUACGGUGUCAGUGUAGCGAGAUUAAAGGGGCAAUUAUCUAAACUCAAGAAAAGCCCUGAAGUAUUGCAAGAGUAUGACAAUAUUAUUAAGGACCAGCUUGAGAGUGGGAUUAUAGAGAAGGUUGUAGGUUUAGAUAAUUCUAGCAAUGUUCAUUAUUUACCACAUCAUGCUGUUAUAAGGGAGGAGGCAGAGACCACCAAAUUGCGUAUUGUUUACGAUGCAUCGUGUAGAGAAAAACACAAUGGUACUUCUUUGAAUGAUUGUUUACACGUAGGCCCGUCCUUGAAUCCGUUGCUUUUUGAUCUUCUUGUCUCUUGGAGACAUCACCAAGUCGCCUUAGUCGCCGAUAUUGAGAAAGCCUUUUUAAACAUAGAAGUGCAUUCUGAAGACAGGAAUUGUUUACGUUUUUUGUGGGUUAAUGACAUAAAUUCCCAGUCGCCAUCUAUUGAGACGUAUCGUUUUAAUAGAGUAGUUUUUGGAGUAAAUUCAUCUCCAUUUUUACUCAAUGCUGUUUUACGUCAUCAUAUUGACAAAUAUACAGAGGUCGAUCCGCAAUUUGUAUCACAUGUAAGAAAUGAAUUUUACGUAGAUGACCUAGCAUCAGGAGCUAAGAAUGUAACAGCAGCGCUGGAAUUGUAUUAUAAGGUUAAGAACAGGAUGGCUGAAGGAGGUUUUCAUUUACGCAAAUGGAAAACUAAUGAACCCGAAGUCGCGAAGGUUAUUGAAUCUGAGGCUAUUCAGGAGUUGAAUUUUAAGACAAAAGAAUGCGACAAUUCGUAUGCGAAAACCAUCUUGAAUGAGGGAAAGGAUAUUGAUUCCUCAUGUAAAGUUUUAGGGAUUCAUUGGAAUCAACGUGAAGAUACCUUGCAAUUCGAAUUUUCGAAAAUUGCAUCCGAACUACUGGGUAAGAAAGUAACGAAGCGUGAAAUAUUAAGUUUUCUUGCCAAAACUUUUGACCCGUUAGGAGUUCUUUCGCCUAUUCUGAUUAAUGGGAAAUUUCUUUUUCAGGAAUUGUGUGUCGAAAAUAUUGGGUGGGACGACGAGUUACCCCCUGAUAAAUUAGAGCGUUGGAAUAAUUGGUUAAGUUCAUUAAUUAAUGUGGGCUCUAUUGUUAUUCCCAGAUGUUUGUAUGGGAAGAAUGCUGAGAAAAUUUUGCAUUGUUCCCUACAUGGUUUUGCUGAUGCGUCUUUAAAGGGUUAUUGUGCUACCGUGUAUUUUGUUUAUGAAGCUAAGGAAGGAGUUUUCAGUCAGCUAGUAUGUUCAAAAACCAGAGUAGCACCAUUGAAAGCUCUUUCUAUCCCGCGUUUAGAAUUAAUGUCUGCUAGAAUUCUCGCAACACUAAUGAAAACUGUUUCCUCAGCCUUAAGUAGUUACUGUUAUAUAGAGGAAAGGUAUCUUUGGCUUGACAGUAAAACCGCAUUGUUUUGGAUAAAUAACAGAAAUGAAUGGAAACAGUUUGUGCAACACAGAGUGAAUGAAAUUUUAAGGUUAUCUUCAAGUGAAGAGUGGAGACAUUGUCCCGGUAAAGAUAAUCCAGCAGAUUUAGGAUCGCGUGGGGUUUAUGUUGAUACUUUGAAGGAUAGUGAGUUAUGGUGGCAUGGUCCAGACUGGUUAUGUCAGGAUAAGUCUUGUUGGCCGUCAAAUAUUGAUUUAGGAUCGCGUGGGGUUUAUGUUGAUACUUUGAAGGAUAGUGAGUUAUGGUGGCAUGGUCCAGACUGGUUAUGUCAGGAUAAGUCUUGUUGGCCGUCAAAUAUUGAUUUAGGUAGACCUUCUGAAGUAGAUGUGGAACGUAAGAAGGUUGUCAAUUCCAUGUUGAUUAGAGAGGAGAGUUCUAAGGAUAUUGAUCAACUCAUUGACAUUAAUAAGUACAGUUCGUAUGAUAAGCUUGUACGCGUUACUGCAUAUGUCUGCCGAUUCAUAAAUAAUCUUAAAGCUAAAAUGAACAAACAGGAAAAAUUAAUUGGAUCUGUAACUGUACCAGAAAUCUUGUCUGCGGAAAGGUUGUGGAUUAUUAAUGCGCAGGCAGUCUUGAAACAAGAUCCAAAAUUUGAAUUGCUUAAGAAACAGCUACGCAUUGAAGAGCAGAGUGGUAUUUUAAGAUGUGUAGGUAGACUAUCAAACUCAGAUAUGGAAUUUGAGAGCAAAUUUCCUAUAAUAUUGCCAAAGAACCAUCAUUUCACGGAACUCGUUGUUUUACAUGUCCAUGCGUUAAUGGGGCAUGAGGGUCUUCGUAUCACUUUAACGGAAUUAAGAUCUCGGUUUUGGAUUACUAAGGGGAGGCAAUUCAUUAAGAAGCUUAUCAAGCCUUGUAUAAUCUGUAAGAAAUUGGAGGGUAAGGCUUAUAAGGCACCCCCUAUGGCACCGUUACCAAAUUUUAAAGUACAGGAGUCGCCGCCUUUCAGCAAAGUAGGUGUUGAUUUUGCUGGACCGUUGUAUGUCAAGGGGUUAAAGGGUAAAACACGUAAAACGUAUAUCACCCUUUUUUCAUGCUGUGUAACACGUGCUUUACAUUUAGAAUUGGUGGAAGACCUUACAGCUCAGUCUUUCUUAAGAUGCUUAAGACGAUUUACUGCUCGAAGAGGUACGCCAGAGUUAAUCGUAUCCGACAACGCAAAAACUUUUAAGGCAGCAGCCAAGUCUAUCAAUCGUAUAUUCAGAAAUAAAGAUAUGCAGCGGGAGUUGGAGUCAAGAAGAAUAGAAUGGAAAUUUAAUCUAGAAAGAAGUCCGUGGUGGGGUGGCAUGUUUGAACGAAUGGUUGGUUUAGUUAAACGUAUACUUAGAAAAAUUCUUGGCAAUGCUCUUUUUCAAAAUUCAUGA
Messenger RNA from Rhopilema esculentum, 5338 nucleotides. The record is from RefSeq and is a predicted model, not a curated record. NCBI's taxonomy places the organism in Eukaryota, Metazoa, Cnidaria, Scyphozoa, Rhizostomeae, Rhizostomatidae.